AUGGAAACCGCCCAGGCGAAGCGCGCGAGGGAGGACAAGGCCGUGGCUGACAGGGUCGUCGAGGAAGGGGAGGGCGGGGGAGCUGCGAGCGGCGGCGGGGGGGACGCGGACAGGGAGGAGAAGGAGGAGAAGAUGCGUCUUGCGCGCGCCGUGAAGGAACUGACUGAACUUGUCCGCCACAAGGGCCGAGAUGUCCAGGUGGUGACGACGGACUUGGAGCUGUCGAAGCAGAGGGUGACCAAGGUAGAGGCGGAGCUGGAGCGCACGAAGCAGUCGCUUCGGGAGGCCCGGGAGGAAGUCCAGAGGGCGGCGACCGAGAGCGUGGAGGCCGUCUCCAAGGCGGAGCACAGGAAACUCCUGGAAGAGGUGGCCCAGAUCAGCACCCUUCGCGAGAGCAACGACAUGCUCCGGAGCAAGCUCGGGGACGCGGAGCGCAGGAGCCGUACGGCCGAAGGGAGCCUGAGCCAGCUGCGUGCCCAGAUGGCUCCGCUCCAGCGUGCGCAGAGGCAGCAGUCGGCGUCAUCGGCAUCCCUUGCCUCGGAGAAGGAAAGCCUCCGCAAGGAGGUGGAAAACUGGAAGAAGCGCGUCACCAGCCUCACCGCCAGUUUCAACGCGGUGGAUCCCAAGGACCACGAAGACGUUAUCGCCGAGAAGGAGCGGCUGGCCAAGGCCCUCGCCGAAGCCGACCAAACGAAGGCCGCCCUGGAGAACGCCAAGGCCGACCUCACCCGCGGCAAGGCAGCGGCGGAGAAAGAGCGGGACGAUGCCAACGCCAUCAAGGCCAAGGUCCUCCCUCAGGUGCACGAGCUGAGGAAGUCGCUUUCUGCCUCGGCCGCCCAAAAGGCUGCUGCCAGCCGCGAUCUGGAGGCCAAGCUUGCGGCAGAGAGGGAGAAAGCCUCCAAGGCCGCUGCUGAGGCUGCCUCCCUGAGGCAGGAGAACGCUCGCACUCGCGCCAGUGCCAACAGCACCACGGCCAACGUGACCAAGCAGCUCAACGAGCAGGUCGCCAAGGCUAAGGCGGAAGGCGAGGCUCUGAGGGUACAGCUGCGGCAGGCGCUCGCUUCCAAGGAUGGCUCGGGCCAGUCGGAAAUGCUCCGCAAGAAAGUGGCGUCGUUGGAGGAGGCCAUCCGGGCGAAGGACCGCGAGAACGUCACGAACAGGACCAUGUACGACAACAUGAAGGGGGUCAGCCGCAAGAUCAAGGAGACCCUCGCGAGUGCCCAGCAGGAGGUCAGGGAAAGGAACGACCUAAUCACCAAGCUGCACGCACGCGUCGCCGAGCUCGAGGGAGGACAGCCGACGCCGGCGCCGGCGCCCGCGCCAGCGCCGGCGGCGGCCACCGCGGCCGGCGGCACGGAGGGCAACACCACCGCUACAGCUGCAGCUACCGCGGGGGGAGGGGGUGCCGUCGCUCGCCCUACCCGUUCUGUCUCCCCGGCCCCUGCCUCCCAGCAGCAGCAGCAGCGGGGUGCGUCGCCUACUACGGCGGGACGUUCCGCGAUGGCGGUGGUGGCGGAGGCUGGUGCCGGUGGCGAUGACGGCGGAGAGGCCUCUCUCAGGAACAGGCUGAUGGCCCGCAGUGAGCAAUAUGCGUAG
Messenger RNA from Ectocarpus siliculosus, 1596 nucleotides. The record is from the annotation of a GenBank genome assembly. NCBI's taxonomy places the organism in Eukaryota, Phaeophyceae, Ectocarpales, Ectocarpaceae.